This is a messenger RNA of Calidris pugnax (ruff), 2933 nucleotides long. RefSeq names its product zinc finger protein 271-like. NCBI's taxonomy places the organism in Eukaryota, Metazoa, Chordata, Aves, Charadriiformes, Scolopacidae. Gene Ontology annotation, molecular function: DNA-binding transcription factor activity; RNA polymerase II cis-regulatory region sequence-specific DNA binding. The record is from RefSeq and is a predicted model, not a curated record. The coding region runs from base 71 to 2848 and encodes 925 amino acids. Gene Ontology annotation, biological process: regulation of transcription by RNA polymerase II. The transcript is spliced from 7 exons.
UCCCUUGGGCAGGUUCUUCUGGGAGGGAACCUGGGACCCCCCCAGGACAGAGCCCCGGGACCCCCCCAGGAUGGAGCAGGAGGAGAAGCCGUUUGGGGGGGACGCCCAGGACACGAGGCUCUGGGGGAUGCCCGACCCCCCUGGUGCAGAAACGGACUGGGCCGGGGUGAAGUGUGAGAUCGUGGUGAAGACGGAGCCGAAGGAGGAGUCCUACAUCGGCUGUCCCCAGGGCACGGGGGCCACCAGUGUCACCAGCCUCCCCAGCACUGGGAUCAAAGCCGAGGUGAAGAGCGAGCCCGAGGAGGAGCCCGACGGCGGUUUCUGCCCCGGUGUCCCCGAGGGGGAUGUGUCCCACCACCCCCCUGCCUGUGACACCAAGCCCGAGAUCAUCGUGAAGGUGGAGCCGGAGGAGGAGCCCCUCAUGGGGUGCCCCCCAGGUCUGGGUGACCCAGGAGCUCCUGGCCACCGCGGCAAUGCAGAGGGGACCGGUGGCCGGUGGCCCAAGGAGGAGCCCGAGGAGGCGAAACCGGGGGUGGCCGAGCUGGAGAAGAGUCUGGGGGCUGCCCGGGGGGGCUCCCUGGGACCCCCCGUCAGCUGGUGGACGGUGGCCGAGCCCCGGUGUCCUCCGGUGGCACCUGGGGGGCCGUUGGCCACCCCCGAGCCCCGGGGGCUCUGCCUGGAGAAGGGGAGAGCUGCGGUGGGUGGCACCGGGCAGGACCCCCCCUCCUCCUGCGGGGUGGGCAACGCCGCCUCCCGGCACCCCCCCCCAAAGCCGGGGCGUCGCGCCCGUGGCCGGGGGGGCGAGCGUCCCUUCGGCUGCAGCGAGUGCGGGAAGAGCUUCCAGCACCGGGGCAACCUGGUGACCCACCUGCGGGUCCACACCGGGGAGAAGCCCUUCUCCUGCCCCGUCUGCGGCAAGAGCUUCAGCCAGAAGGGCGACCUGAUGCGGCACCAGCGCAUCCACACCGGGGAGAAGCCCUUCGAGUGCGGCGUCUGCGGCAAGAGCUUCUGCUCCAAGCAGACCUUCGUCCUCCACCAACGCAUCCACACGGGGGAGAAACCCUUCUCCUGCCCGGACUGCGGCAAGAGCUUCAACCGCAAAGCCAACUUCCUCACCCACCAGAAGAUCCACCGCGGCGAGCGCCCCUUCGUCUGCCCCGAGUGCGGCAAGGGCUUCUGCGCCAAGAAGACCUUCCUCCUCCACCAGAAGAUCCACGGGGGCGAGCGCCCCUUCGCCUGCCCCCAGUGCGGCAAGAGCUUCAGCCGCAACGGCGACCUGACGCGGCACCGGCGCAUCCACACGGGCGAGCGCCCCUUCUCCUGCCCCGACUGCGGCAAGAGCUUCAGCCACAACGGCGAGCUGGUCAAGCACCGCCGCAUCCACACCGGGGAGAAGCCCUUCUCCUGCCCCGACUGCGGCAAGAGCUUCAACCGCAAAGGCACCCUCAUCACCCACCGCCGCAUCCACACCGGCGAGCGCCCCUUCGCCUGCCCCGACUGCGGCAAGACCUUCAACCUGAAGACCACCCUGAUGAAGCACAAGCGCAUCCACACGGGCGAGCGCCCCUUCGCCUGCCCCGACUGCGGAAAGAGCUUCAAGUACAAGGGCAACCUCCGCACCCACCGCCUCACCCACGCCGCGGAGAGGCGUCCCUUCGGCUGCAGCGAGUGCGGGAAGAGCUUCCAGCACCGGGGCAACCUGGUGACCCACCUGCGGGUCCACACCGGGGAGAAGCCCUUCUCCUGCCCCGUCUGCGGCAAGAGCUUCAGCCAGAAGGGCGACCUGAUGCGGCACCAGCGCAUCCACACCGGGGAGAAGCCCUUCGAGUGCGGCGUCUGCGGCAAGAGCUUCUGCUCCAAGCAGACCUUCGUCCUCCACCAACGCAUCCACACGGGGGAGAAACCCUUCUCCUGCCCGGACUGCGGCAAGAGCUUCAACCGCAAAGCCAACUUCCUCACCCACCAGAAGAUCCACCGCGGCGAGCGCCCCUUCGUCUGCCCCGAGUGCGGCAAGGGCUUCUGCGCCAAGAAGACCUUCCUCCUCCACCAGAAGAUCCACGGGGGCGAGCGCCCCUUCGCCUGCCCCCAGUGCGGCAAGAGCUUCAGCCGCAACGGCGACCUGACGCGGCACCGGCGCAUCCACACGGGCGAGCGCCCCUUCUCCUGCCCCGACUGCGGCAAGAGCUUCAACCGCAAAGGCACCCUCAUCACCCACCGCCGCAUCCACACCGGCGAGCGCCCCUUCGCCUGCCCCGACUGCGGCAAGACCUUCAGCGAGCUGGUCAAGCACCGCCGCAUCCACACCGGGGAGAAGCCCUUCUCCUGCCCCGACUGCGGCAAGAGCUUCAGCCACAACGGCGAGCUGGUCAAGCACCGCCGCAUCCACACCGGGGAGAAGCCCUUCUCCUGCCCCGACUGCGGCAAGAGCUUCAACCGCAAAGGCACCCUCAUCACCCACCGCCGCAUCCACACCGGCGAGCGCCCCUUCGCCUGCCCCGACUGCGGCAAGACCUUCAACCUGAAGACCACCCUGAUGAAGCACAAGCGCAUCCACACGGGCGAGCGCCCCUUCGCCUGCCCCGACUGCGGAAAGAGCUUCAAGUACAAGGGCAACCUCCGCACCCACCGCCUCACCCACGCCGCGGAGAGGGUCUACCCCUGCGCCCAGUGCGGCCAGGCCUUCGCCCACAGGAAGGAGCUGACGGCCCACCAGGGCGCCCACCAGGAGAAGGUCCUCUCCCGCUGCCGGGAGGGGGAAGCCUUCGGCCCCUUCCUCCCCGUGCGCCCCCUCCUCCUGCCCCGCGCCCACCUCCCGCUGCCCAUGGACGCCUUGGCCGAGUACAAGUGAAAGGCUGGUGGUGGUGGUGGUGAUGGUGGUGGGACACCAUCACUGGAGACUUAGCCCUGCCCGUGGGGCCAGCGGUGGGUCGGGG